AUGUCCGGCUACGACCGAGCUCUCUCAGUAUUCAGUCCCGAUGGACACGUUUUCCAGGUCGAGUAUGCCAUGGAGGCUGUCAAGCGCGGUACCUGUGCCGUCGGUGUGAAAGGCGAUGACAUCGUCGUCCUCGGCUGCGAGAAGCGCUCCGCGCUCAAACUUCAAGAUACCCGCAUUACCCCCUCUAAAAUCGCCAUGGUUGAUGACCACGUCUGCCUCGCCUUCGCCGGCCUGAACGCCGAUGCUCGCAUCCUGAUCGAUAAGGCCCGGUUAGAGGCUCAAUCCCACCGCCUCACGGUCGAAGACCCCGUCACCAUCGAAUAUAUCACCAAAUACAUCGCCAGUGUGCAGCAGAGAUAUACCCAGAGUGGUGGUGUCCGUCCGUUUGGUAUUAGUACGCUUGUCGUUGGCUUCGACAAGAACGAUGGAACCCCCCCGUCUCUACCAGACCGAACCGUCUGGAAUCUACUCUGCCUGCCAGCCAGCCCGUCCUUCAAACUCAGCCGUGAAAUCCGGAUUCUAAUUCAAUAUCUUUCAUCACGCAGGAAAGCCAACGCCAUUGGCCGAUCUAGCAAAACCGUUCGCGAGUUCCUCGAGCGCAACCACCAGGAAGGCAUGGACCGCGAGCAGACAAUCCAGCUGACCAUCAAGUCAUUGCUGGAGGUUGUGCAGACCGGCGCAAAGAACAUCGAGGUGGCCAUCAUGGCCCCCGGAAACCGGGUCGAGAUGCUGCCGGAUGACCAGAUCGAGGCGUACGUUAAGAACAUCGAGACGGAGAAGCAGGAGGAAGCUGCCAAGAAGAAGACUAGCCGAACGGCUACCACCACAGCGGCUAUUCUGACCCGGCCCGGUGGUGAGUAG
This is a messenger RNA of Penicillium waksmanii, 861 nucleotides long. RefSeq names its product proteasome core particle subunit alpha 4 (gene pre6). NCBI's taxonomy places the organism in Eukaryota, Fungi, Ascomycota, Eurotiomycetes, Eurotiales, Aspergillaceae. The record is from RefSeq and is a predicted model, not a curated record. Gene Ontology annotation, cellular component: proteasome core complex; nucleus; proteasome core complex, alpha-subunit complex. The transcript is spliced from 5 exons. Gene Ontology annotation, biological process: ubiquitin-dependent protein catabolic process. Bases 1 to 861 code for a protein of 286 amino acids.